AUGCAUUCUGUUGGAAAAAUUGCCGAACUCGCUCUUCUAGUAAACUACCAGGUAAACGAAACGUCAUCUACCAACAAUGUCUCCUCUCCAGUGUUUACUAUUGAUGAUUUUGAUGAUACUUUGUUGAGUGCCAUUGAUCAAUCGAUUUCCUUUCUCUUCAUCUUGUUGUUCAUUUCACUCAUUCUUGUCAUGAUAAUUUUCAUUGUGAGGAAUCAAACUUGGAAGACAUUGAGGAAGGCUCAAAGAAUUGUUCUCAUUCUCGUGAAUACAUUGUUGAUUGUUCAAACAUUGGCAUUGUGUGCAAGAACUGCUUAUACUUUUUGUAAUAUUUCCAUUGUUGAACGAUUUCACAAUUAUUUGAAAGUGAAUAAUGUGAAUGAACCAGAUCAACUCUAUCAAGAUGUUAUGAUAAACAGGAAUAGUACAUUGACAACAGAAACUGUUGGGAUACCAUAUGCUGAUUUAGUGGGAUUGUUCUUUGCUCUUGGUAUUGAAACAUUCCUCAUUUUGAUUGCCUUGUUGGUGAUUAAUGAAAUUGUGCACUACAUUUCUCAUUUGUUCUUCAAUUUGAUCAAAUAUUCACAAGGAAUUUUGAAAUCAAAACAAACAAAAAUUAUCAGAAAGAUAUUUGAUACUUCCUUUUUCAUUAGUUCUGCAAUGUACUUCUUGUUGGUUGUUGCAGUGUUUGUCAUGCUUGUAAUUGAGAGCUUGAAAGUGACUGUGGAUAUUUUGUUCAUCUUUUCAAUUGCUUGUUUUGCAUUCUUUGCAAUUCAAUUAAUUGUUCAAACAAUUGCAAUUUCAAUUGUGUUUUCAAGAGUGAUUAUACUGCUGAACAAGACAAGAAAACAAUUCAAAGAUCAAUCUCAAUCCUAUUCAUGGAAACAACCCAUUUUGAAAAUUAUCAUUUUGCUUUCAGUUUUGAUAUUUUCAACAUUUUUUCAAAUUAUUGCAGUUGGAUUGGGUGCUGUUAGUUUUGUUUGGAAUUAUUCAUCAUUGUUUUAUGAUUUUUUGAAUUGUUUGGGAAUUUUAAUCUUUUCAAUUUUGGUCAUGUGUUUAUAUCAUCCUUCCUUUGAUUUUUUCAAUAGAAAUCAAUCCGAACAAGACACAACAACAACUAAUACUAAUACUACUAAUACCUAUACUACCGAUACUCAAACUACCUUUGAAGAUCGAUACAUAUCCAAGGAAUUUAUUGCUACGGGAGGUUUUGGCACUGUUUAUAAAGUGACUACCAAGAAUUAUGAAAAGUUGGCUCUAAAAUUGGGUAAGCAAACAUCGGAAGUUAUGAUUUCCGUUCGAGAGUAUCAAAAGAUGCGUCAGAUUACUCACUGCAAUAUUAUUAAAACUUGUGAUUUAUUCAUGAUUGGAGAUGGUAUUGUAGGGAUAGAAAUGGAGUUGAUGAAGAUGAGCUUGAAAAAUGUAAUGACGACAGAAAAGCCAUUUUCUGAAAAGAUUAUGCAGACUAUUCUAGUACAAAUGUGUAGUGCUUUGGAAAUUUUGAAAGUUUGCAAUUUAAUUCACAGAGACAUCAAACCAGAUAAUAUUUUGAUAAGAGAUUUGGAUUUGGAGAGAGAAGAAGUGAGUGUAGUUCUUUCGGAUUUUGGAUUGGCCAGAAACUUGGAUACUUUCACAAGUACAGGCAUUUCUGGAACUGUCAAUUUUAUUGCUCCUGAAAAGGAAGGUCUCGAACUGUUACCUGAAAAUUUAUUGGAAGCCAUUAAGGAAUUUGAAAAGGAUCCACUCAUGAAGGAAGUUUUCCUGGAGCAUAAUUUCAACAUGUUCAAGAUGGCUAAGAGAGCUGAAUGGGAUAAAUAUGUGCAUCAUUGUGUGACUGAUUGGGAAUUUGAAAGAUAUUCGAAUUUCAUGUAA
Naegleria gruberi is the source of this 1869-nucleotide messenger RNA. RefSeq lists its product as uncharacterized. Lineage: Eukaryota; Heterolobosea; Eutetramitea; Acrasida; Naegleriidae. Gene Ontology annotation, cellular component: nucleus. Gene Ontology annotation, molecular function: glutamine synthetase activity; ATP binding; protein serine/threonine kinase activity. The coding region runs from base 1 to 1869 and encodes 622 amino acids. The record is from RefSeq and is a predicted model, not a curated record. The transcript is spliced from 5 exons. Gene Ontology annotation, biological process: mitotic DNA damage checkpoint signaling; protein phosphorylation.